This is a messenger RNA of Haliotis rufescens (red abalone), 5270 nucleotides long. RefSeq names its product aryl hydrocarbon receptor-like. The record is from RefSeq and is a predicted model, not a curated record. The transcript is spliced from 12 exons. Gene Ontology annotation, biological process: regulation of transcription by RNA polymerase II. Gene Ontology annotation, molecular function: nuclear receptor activity; transcription cis-regulatory region binding; protein dimerization activity. Lineage: Eukaryota; Metazoa; Mollusca; Gastropoda; Lepetellida; Haliotidae. Bases 293 to 2851 code for a protein of 852 amino acids. Gene Ontology annotation, cellular component: cytoplasm; aryl hydrocarbon receptor complex; transcription regulator complex.
GCUGACGGUUCAUGGGUGAAAGCAUGGUGCUUCCAACACUAUAUGAAUCAUAACUAUCUACUUGGCCAUUUUUGGUUUCGGAAGCUAAUUUAUUGCUAGGUUGAGUGUGGCUAUGCUUGGCAUCUCCUGAUUGUUGUUUGGGAUUGGUGUCAUGGACAGAGAAGCAGUGCUAUACUGUUAUGGGGGUUUUUCGGAAAAAAUUGAGAUGUGAAUGUGGAUAUAUUCAGUCAAGAUUGGUGUGACUUGAGCAGCUGACAAGUAGAACAUCUUGGAAUAGUUCCUCCAACAAUUAAUGGUGGAAGACUGGGUCAUCAAAACAAUGUAUGCAACUAAGCGCCGCAGGAGAACCGUCAAAAGCCCCAAGGCCCCUAUAAAGGAUCCUCCUAAAAGCAACCCCAGUAAGCGGCACCGUGAGCGCCUCAACGCAGAGUUGGACCAUCUUGCUAGUCUCCUGCCCUUUGAGCAAAGCGUCAUUUCUAAGUUGGAUAAACUCUCUAUACUCAGACUGGCCGUUAGCUACCUCAGAACCAAAAGCUACUUUCAAACAGUGCUGCCAAACCGCUAUGGCAUGGAGUCUCAUUUGAUGGGAAGGUCUCAUUUAUUCCAAGAACCAGGAUUCUCAGAGGGAGAGAGCAUAUUGCAGGCACUGUACGGGUUUUUAUUUGUAGUCACAUGUGAUGGAGAAGUGUUUUAUGCAUCUAGGACUGUAGAGCAAUACCUUGGCUUUCAUCAGUCGGACAUCAUCCAUCAGAGUGUAAUGGAGUUGAUACACUCAGAAGACCGGGAUGAGUUCAAACGCCAGCUGUCCUGGUCGUCCGGCCUGCCACAGGAAAAGUCCAAUAUUCCUCUCCAUGAAGUUAUGUUACCAGAAAAUCAUCAUUAUCUCCAUCGGUCAUUCACAGUACGAUUCCGCUGCCUCCUUGACAACACAUCAGGGUUCAUUACAUUAGAGAUCAAUGGUUGGAUACGAGUCUUGCAUGGACAGAACAUCCGUGCAGAAGAGCCACAACUAGCACUGUUUGCGACAUGCUGUCCGUUCGGACCUCUGUCGUUGUUUGACAUUCCAUCUCGGGAACUGACCUUCAAGAGCAAGCACAAGAUGGACUUCUCCCCAAUCACCAUGGACAGCAGGGGCAAGAUGAUGUUUGGUUAUGCAGACCAUGAGUUGGCGUCAACAUCCGGCUACGACCUUGUCCAUCCCGAUGAUCUCUCCUACUUUGCCGCCGCCCAUCAGGAGUUGAUAAAAACAGGCAGUUCUGGCCUGAUUGCCUACCGAUGGCUGACCAAGUCUUUCCGAUGGCUGUGGCUUCAGUCCAGUUGUAAGGUCAUCUACAAGAACAGCAAGCCAGACUUCAUAAUCUGUACUCACAGGCAGCUCACUGAUGACGAGGGUCAGGACCUGUUCGGCAAGCGAGGGAAUGAGUUCAAGCUUCCAUACCCACUCCUAGACAUGGACCUGUGUGCAGGCUUCGGAUUCCCAGAGGAGGAUCUUGUGUCCAAGAAACCAAACAAGAACAAGAAGAAAGCUCAGGGGCGAGAAUAUUCCCAGAACACCAAGAAGAGGAAAGGCCCCUGUCCCCUGAACGUCUGCAGUAGCUACGGAGGCUACGCGCCUUUCAACUAUGAUGCUGGGGAAUACAAGUCAGACAUUGUGUAUCCUAAUAAUUUUGGAUACGACUCUGAUAUAUAUCGCUCCAAUGUGUAUGGGUCACUGACCGGUUCAAUGUAUCCUAGCUCGGAUGCAUACAGACUAGAAUCUGACAAACAUGGGCUCUCUAAUGGAUACAUUUUGGAUCCUCGACAAUAUCAGCCAUCUUUACCUUACUCCACAAACAGUUAUGCAGAUAUCAUCACAACAGCACCAAAAUAUGGUCUGGACUAUGGCUACGGCUUUGACCUUGCCAAGAAGGGUGUGUGCGAGGAAUUACCCUUCUAUGAAAAUGACUCACGGAAAUAUGGAUAUGAUUUCCAUCAUCAUGAACGCUUUCCAUCUCGUCUGAACGGGUCUCUGGAGCCAGUGGAUCUCCGUUCAGCAUCUGUGUACAAUGCAAACUCAUUCAUGAACACAAUAGAAGGGGCUGUUGCCCCUCCUUGUAUACCAUCUUCAACGCUUUUCCGGUCUGUCCAUAAUCAGGGAGUUUAUCCUAAAGACACUAAAAUGGACACAAGGUCAUCACCAGACCCUGUGGUCAAUGGUCAAGAUCUCGUGCAACACUCUCUCAACCACAGAGACAGCUCUGUGAUAAAAAGCGCUGGACCUGGUGUUCGGGACAACAUUGGCUUGGACGGGAAUAUGACCCCGAAUGUGUUACAUAACAGUAAUAAGACCCCUGAUAUGAACGGGAGUGUUUGGGGGCACUGUGGAAAGGGUCCCCCUGCUUACCACCAACGAGGGAGUUUAGGGUCUGGUUCUGACCGCGGAACAAGUCCAGCUCAGUCGGAUCUCAGUGCAUCAGAACUGUCCAGCGGAACUCCUAAUAAAAAUGAUCUUGUGAUGAACACAAGAACAAGUCCCAAGAUCACUGGGGUUCCAGCCUCAGUCAUUCAUUCCAAUCCCUCCUGUGACAAACAACAGCAACAUCAACAGCAGUCUGUGAUGGGGGGCAUCCCUGUCCCUGUUGUGAAGGCAUCACCAUGGGUAGCCACCCAUCACUACAAUAACAACGCCUACACAGACAAGGACUGGGGCACUGGCUCAGACAUGUAUGCAUGUGCAUCCAAGAGAGCUAUGUUGGCUGAUACCGUGGCACAUCAGAAGCACCUGGCAUUGAAGAGUGUCACAGACAGGGGAGAUAAUCCAUUACUUAGUUUCUCUGAGAUGACCCACACAUUGCUAAGUGGCACCCACUGAUAGAGGCCAACAUGAAACUACAUGUGUCAAAAUGAACACUUUUUCUAUUUAAGUGUCAGAGCUCAAGGUGUACUUAUGACCUUGACCUAUCUUGUUGACCUUGGACUAAAGCACAGUAACUCACUGGAUAUUUUCAGCAGUGACAUGUGUCAAAUGUCAGCAAAUUAAUUUACAAGGUUUAUAUGUUGUCAAUCACAAUGACCUUGACCUUAUUUAUUUAAGUCAAAUUUGAGAUGGGUUGCCAUGUGAAAGACGAUGCAUGGUUGCACACUGCGAGAACUCAUUGUGGUAUGAGUGUAAAUACACUGUUUAUGUUAUGUCAUUAAAGAGAAUCUAUGUCACAAUAUUUUUCUUGUCCUAUAUGAUUCAUUAUAAUUGUACCUCGUUGUUACUUACAUCAAGUCACAAAGAAAAUAUAAGUCCCAGCAGAACUGGCUUUAGUAUCCAUGAGAUCGUUCUUUACAAUGGGAAAACAUAAUGCAUACUAUUAAACUCUUUAUUCUCAUAUACUUGUUUCACUACAGAUAUAUGCAUUUGUCAUUUUUUAUUAGUGCUGUCAAUAUGGUCACUGAUAUUAUUUUAUUGUAUGUUUUGUUUAGGUUUGCUUAUAUACAGCUUUUUUUACACAGUCAUUUUUGUUAAUUUAUUUACAAAGCUUUUCACCAAAUAUUAUAAUAUGACCUAUGGAUUCAGCUUUAAAGUGUACUACAUUAAAUGCACUUGCUCGUAGAAAUAUCCUGUAAAACAUUUAUCUCUGCAUUGAACAAGAAAUUCAGGCUUAAUACUAGCAGCUUUAUCAACAAGCAAUUCAUUUGUUAAAAGAUAGUGUUCUUUACACCCAACAUAAUUUUUUUCAUUUUUCAAUGUUUGAAGUUUAUUUGUGGACUGCUCAUCAGAUAUGUACAUGUUUGUGAUAUUGUGUUCAAGUAUUUACUGUAGAAAAUGGAGUACAGUAGACAUUUUGUAUUGUAGUACUUUUUCAAAAUGAUGAUUAACAAGUGAAGUCACACUACAGUAUCAAAAAUUAUCUGAAAAUAUUUGCUCAAUUAAUAACACUAUUUCUGUAAAUAGGUGAACAAUAAUGAGGACAAUUAUAUUCUCCUUAUAGUCUGCAUAUGUUAUGGCCUAUGAUUUUUAGCAAUCUUGACGUGUCUCUGUCAAGCAUCUCUGUUUAUGUUGUGUAUUUGUGUUUACUUUGACAAUCCAAUGAAGCACUCAGUAUUGUUUUUUAAUAUGCGCCAAUAUUUCUUGUGUCCCCUCUAUUAAUUCUAUUGGUUUUGCCAAAUGACAAGUGCUAUGAUUUUAUUUACAGCUUUUCUCAGCAUGCUCCAGAUGUUUGUUUGUAUAUUUUGUUGAAAAAUAUAUUUUGAAAGGUUAUGCUAUUUUCAUUUGGUGUUGCCAGGAAUAGCACAUUCAUUAAACACAAAAGAAUUUCAUUUUUGAAGUGUUCAGCAUUUUAAUUCAUCCUCAUUUUUUAUUUAUGACAUGUUAUUGAUUACAAUGAUUCAUCAGUCAUAAGAUGCAGUGGUAAGUUAGGAGUUCAUUUAUGAACUUAAAAAUCUAUUUUUAGUACUAACUAGUAAGUAUAUUACACUUAGUCUCCUGGAAACAGAGUUUGUUCAACAUAAGAAUUGACAGAUAUUUAUGCCUUCUCAAUUCUUAAGAAUUAUUAUUAGAAUCAAAUAACGUGAAGUAUGUCAGCACAACAUGACCAAGGAAAAAUAAAAUACCAUGGAUCUCAAUAUCCUUUUGUGUAUUCAUAAUUUUCUGUUUCUUUUUCUAUUACAUGCGUGCUAAGGGUUCAAAUUUAUGGUCUGAACACUCAGGUUAUUUGAUUUUGAAAGUUACUUUUGGAGGUUUAACAUUAAGUAGAUACAGGUUUAAGUAAAUAUAAGAUAAAUAUAGGCAAUUGUUUGGUGAUUUUUUUCUCACAUGUUUGUGAAUACUUUGUUUGGUUCUGAGUAGUAAAAAUAUAAUACAGCCAGGGAUAUCUUCAUGUAAACUAGGGAAUUUUCAUCAUAGUAAAUCUGAAAUGUUACUGUAUAUAUGAAUGUUAAAUGAUUUUAAGAACAUCCAUUGCAACCUAUAGGUGCUGAAAUAGUUAUUCCAACUCUCAUAUCAUCUUUGUCGUUCUCGCCAUCAUCAUAGUCAUCAUCAUCAUGUAUUUAUUAAGUCCCAGGCUCAAAGUUGUAAUUAGUGGUUGUACAUAUGUAUUAUUUUGUUAAAGUGUCGAAAUGUGUGUUUAGUUUGUGAUGGGAAACAUCAGUGUUGAUUGCACUGAAAUGAUACAACGCAACCUGGCAAUCAUCUUGCCAUGACCUUGGGAUACAUGUGACCUUGACCCAGAAUAAGUCUCAAACUUGCCAUAAUAAUUUAUCUUUAUUUCCAUGAAUCUUGUGAAUAAAGUUGAGAAACUGGA